Molecule: messenger RNA, 467 nt
Organism: Coccinella septempunctata (seven-spotted ladybird)
Lineage: Eukaryota; Metazoa; Arthropoda; Insecta; Coleoptera; Coccinellidae
Exons: 2
Coding region: 6-347 (113 amino acids)
Source: RefSeq, a predicted model, not a curated record
GCAUUAUGCUUUUAUGUUAUAAUCUGAGGUAUGAAGGCAUCGAUCAAAUAAGUACUAGACGUUUAAAUCAGGAUUGUCUAGAAAAUUUUUUCGGUAAAAUCAGACAACAGGUAGGCAUUUCAGUAAAUCCAACACCGUAUCAAUUUAUGCAUGCAUUUAAAAAGUUGUCCUGUAUGGAUCUGCUGGAUUGUGCAGAAACUUUUAAUUGUGCUGCAGAUUUUGAUAGCCUCCUGAUGAACCAAGUAGACAUACCUGUACCAGUAGAGCAAAAACCUGUAGUGCAUGAAAAUAACACUUUCAAGCUUGAUUUUAUAUCAACAAAUAUUUCAUUUGAAUCUAUAGAUUGAAAGUACAUUUUUCUUUAUCUGAUAUCUCAAUGGAUAAAUAAAGAUUUUGUAUUAUUCACAUUAUUCCUAUUCAACUACCUAUAUAAUGUCUGAAAGGAUUAAUAAAUUAUAUCUUAUGAC